AUGACGUCAGCAAGUACUGGACUGCUGGAAGAAUGGCUGAAGAAGGUGGAAGCGGAUGCAACGCAGGCGUUGCAGAAUAUGGAGCCCAAGGAGAAGGCCAAGCAAAUUACAGAGUCAAUGAAGAAGAGUUUGCAGGAGGAAUGGGAAAAAUUGAGGGCUAGGCUGAAGGUAGGGGAGUCCCUGGAAAUAAAGGACAUCUGUUCGAAGGACAAGACAUGGUCUGGGAUUAAUUUAGGGCCUACGGGGAUGUAUAAAGUUGAUUUAUGUAAGGGAGUAGUCGAAUUACGGUACUUCACUGCUGGGCUAAAGAAAAAAGAUGAAAGUACAAGGCAAACGGAAGUUGAAAACAGUAUUACGGAAACACAAUGGUAUCCCCGUUGCUUAGUUGGUGCAGUCGCCCUUUCCGAAAUAUAUGGAGAUCACUGUCAGUUGAAAGAAAUUGUCGAUGAAAUAUCCCGUGAGGUGGAAGAGAAGUUGAGGACGCAUUGGAGUAAUGAUGGAACAGUAAUUAAAAAAUGUGAAGGAAAAGUAGAUGGGACCACUUUAAUGCUAGCUAAAGCACUUCUCCAUGAUCAAAUCGAACAGUGGACACGGGAAAACAGGAAACCUGGAAGUGCAAAUGCCUGGAGGGUAAGGAUGCCCUGGCAUUAUUGGCAGACCGUAUGUAAGCAGGGGGCGCUGGCGUCGAAGUCCGAGCAUGAGAGGAAGAAGCAUUAUUUACAGGAAAAUAAGGACACCGUCGGAAGUUUCCUCAAUAUAGGCAGCGGCAGUGAUAGGGCACAAUUAAUGGAAGAAUUAAUAAAGGAAGAGGACAUAUUAACUUUCGAUGACCUGCAGACAGUAUUAGAGAAAUCUAUGAGUAAUGGUGCUGGUGGCACUGCCACUCCCCUUGAUUUUAGCACCAUCAUGAAAAACUUGGAAGGCAUCGUUGAAAAAAAUAAAG
Messenger RNA from Plasmodium knowlesi strain H, 943 nucleotides. RefSeq names its product SICAvar, type I (fragment). The annotation marks the transcript as partial. The record is from RefSeq and is a predicted model, not a curated record. The transcript is spliced from 2 exons. Lineage: Eukaryota; Apicomplexa; Aconoidasida; Haemosporida; Plasmodiidae.